UUCUUCAGUUUAGUUGACCUGAUUCAAAGAGUCGAAUAUUUUCAGACAAACCGGAAAUCGCUGACUAAGUGAGUGACGCAGCACAAAAGAUGAUCGCUGAUUGGUUGAAAUGCUUUGGCGAAUGGAUUUGAAAAGCUUUUCGCCAACCGCCAGACUGCCGGGCUGGAACUGCCUCGAGAAGCAAGAGCAAAUUGAAUAAAAAGUUACCAUUUAACAGAAUAAAAAUGGCUCCUAGAAAAAGAACCACAAAUACUAAAAACAAAAAGAAUCCCAAGAUGCCCAAACUGGAAGCUUUUCUGCUUGACUUUGAUGAUGAAGUAAAUACAAUCGUUAAGAGACUGAAUGAAAAGACCAACAACCUUCUUAAGGAUGCAGACAACCUGUACAACAUGACUCUGAUCAAGCUUCCCAUGGCCGUGAGACAGAUGAACUGGGUUCAGUAUUGCGGUUCUGAAAAGCCAGAAACACCAGUGGAUGAAUCUAAGAAAAAGGAGGAAGCUGCUCAGGUGGAGCUCACCAUUGCUCAGGACCACACAAUUCCCCCUAAAUCAGCCAAAAAAAAGUCAAAAUCUAGUGUAAAGUCUGAUGACGAAGAGAAUUUGGUGCCGAAGUCUACAACCAAAAAGGGAAAACCAAAAAAAGCACCAUCAACUAGCAAGAAGGCCAGAGCUCUCUCUGUGAGCAAGCAGAAUGGCACCAUCAGAAAAUCCACUAGGAAGCCCCUGGUCACCCCAGCCAGAAGUUUCUUGGACUCCUCCAUCAUCGGCCCAACUCCACUCCUCACCCCACGGUUCGACUCCAGGUUGCCCAAGACCCCAGCAGUAAGAGUUCCCCGUCACAGAGAGAAGGUGUACAGCAUUUCUGUGAACGGCUCGCCCAUCGCCGGAGGCUCUGAGGACAUCGUCAUCAACGUCCCUCUGGGCAACGGAGAGUGCAUUCAGCUGCUGGCCAGUGAAAUGGACUCUGUCGAUCUGAGUCGGCUGGAUGAGAGAGCCAUGCGCAGUAUCCGACAGCUGCAGAACCGACUCUCCACUCUGUGCGGAACCUCAGCGUGAAGAGAACGAUCUUUUUCUCUUGUUUUUUUUUUUUUUUUUUUUUAGAGCUGUGUGUACAUCACAAUGUUAUUUCAGUCUUGUCUAUUUCCUUUUUUUAUCUCUUGUUCCUGUUGUAUAUAUUAUGGGCAUUUUCUCACUCUACGACUUCAGGGUGUCCCAAAAGUCUCAACAUAAAAAGAAAUGUAACUUUGAUUUACAGAACAUCUUCUACAUGAUUAUUUCUUUGUAAACACACAAAGCUGUCUUUCAUACCCAUGUAACUCCUUGCUUAUGCUCUUUUACCGUGUUUAUGGAGACUUUUAGGACACCAUUUUGUAAAUAUUUUUUAAUAGUGGCAUUGUUUAGCCUGUUUAAAAAUCAAAAUGUCAUUUCCAUGAUAUUUAUCUGUAACUCUCUGUGAUGCUUUUCUUAUAGAGCAGAAGUACUGGAUGCAUCUCUCAAAGCUUAGGACGAGCAUUUAUAGUUUUUAAGUGAUUUUAGGCCAGCCUUAUAAUAAUUUAAUAUGUAGGGCAUUUAAUUCAACCUUGUCUCUUGGUAGGUAGAACAUCCAGCUACAUGUAACAGUGUGUAAUGUAUGUAUAAAAAGAAUUCCAGCAUAUAAACAGCAUCAAAUAUCA
This is a messenger RNA of Clarias gariepinus (North African catfish), 1672 nucleotides long. RefSeq names its product cell division cycle associated 8 (gene cdca8). Gene Ontology annotation, cellular component: chromosome, centromeric region; chromosome passenger complex; spindle midzone. Bases 225 to 1055 code for a protein of 276 amino acids. The transcript has 11 exons. Gene Ontology annotation, biological process: mitotic sister chromatid segregation. Lineage: Eukaryota; Metazoa; Chordata; Actinopteri; Siluriformes; Clariidae. The record is from RefSeq and is a predicted model, not a curated record.